GUUUUCUCCACGUGAUUCAUCUCGCUCGCUCUUUGCUAAGUUAAAAACAGACUUUGUUUAUCUUACUGGCUGUUUGCAGCAAUGCUAAGCGACUAGUUAGCUUAUUUCCCUCCUUUAGCAUCCGAGCUAUUUGACUCUUCCCAGCUAAACAGCUGAGAAGAGCUCAAUAUUCUUGUUUACAUUUUUCACGCGUACUUGUUUUUUGUAUUGCCUAAUCGUGUUCAAUUGUAUAUUUAACUAAAAAUACCGUGCAGUGCAAAAAGGGAUCAGAAAGGCUCGAGCAUCGUUUACCACGUGUUACUACUAGCUGUGCCUCUGGGACCUUUUGGAUACCGUUUACAUUGAAGGAGUUUUUUUGCAGGAUCAGGCAGCUUCAAGCAGACGACGUGAGGAUUUUGUCUGGGCGAUUUUCGUAGAGCGCGAUGGCGACUCAAGUGGAUACGUGGUCCACGGCUCAGCCUGCUGCUGACGGCGUGUUCUCUUACGACGAGAAGCUGUCCGAGGCAAAUCGUCAUGGCAGCGAUGACGACGAUGCCCUGAACGAGAGCGAGAUCAACGGGAACUGGACCCCUCAGGAGAAAGCCCUGCACGAGGCCAGACUCAAGGCCAAAGCCAAGCGCCGCCUACGCAAAUCCUCAUCCAGAAACUCCACUAGUGACUCCAUCUCUGAGUCUGGCGAGAUGGGAGGGGUCGACCCACAUAGUCCGAAGGGCAAGGUCCCCACCAAUGACCGCAAAUCCAGGAUGGGGAAAGGUCGGGGACUGCCAAAGAAAGGUGGAGCAGGGGGUAAAGGAGUGUGGGGCGCAGCAGGGAUGGUGUAUGAAGUUGAAGAGCCAGACAUACGGGACCCCAACUACGAUGAAUCUUCUCAGGGUGACACAGUCUAUGCCACAGUCGUUCCAGUAAUAGACGAGAAGGAACUGGAAAAAAUGGUUAACCCAAUUGUACAAGAGUACUUUGAACAUGGAGACACCAAAGAGGUCGAGUUGUUGCUGAAGGAACUGAACCUAGGUCCUCACAAAUAUGAGUUCUCUUCUUUGGCUGUGUCUCUGUCUCUGGAAGGCAAAGCCAGCCACAGAGAGCUCACCUCACGUCUGCUCUCGGACCUGUCCAACAAGAUGAUGUCCCAAAGUGAAAUGGCCCAGGCCUUUGAUAAAAUGCUCAAAGAGUUGCCAGACCUCAUCCUGGACACUCCAGAGGCUCCACAGAUGUUGGGCCAGUUCAUAGCUAGAGCCAUAGCAGACCACGUGCUGCCCAUGUCUUUCCUAGACCGUUACAAAGGCAGAGUGGACUGUGAGCAUGCCAGAGUGGCUUUAGACCGGGCGACGGUGCUUCUAUCCAUGAAGAGGGAGGUGGUUCGUCUGGAUAACGUGUGGGGAGUAGGUGGUGGCCUAAGACCCGUUAAACAUCUCAUUAAAGAGAUGAACCUCCUGCUGAAGGAGUACUUGAUAUCUGGAGAUGUGGCGGAGGCUGAGCGCUGUCUGCGAGAUCUGGAGGUGCCCCACUUCCACCAUGAGCUCGUUUAUGAGGCUGUGGUGAUGGUGCUAGAGGCCAGUGGGGACAAUGCCGGCCGGAUGAUGAUUAAACUGCUACAGUCGUUCUGGAAGUCUGGCCUGGUCACUCUUGAUCAGAUGAACAGGGGCUUCCAAAGAGUCUAUGAUGAGCUCCCUGAGAUCAGCCUGGACGUGCCACAUGCCCACACUAUCAUGGAGAGCUUUGUGGACCUCUGCUACCAGGAGUCCAUCAUCUCCAAACACCUGAGAGACGCCUGUCCUUGCAGGGGACGUAAGCGGUUUGUGAGUGAGGGCGACGGAGGCGUCAUCAAGACCUAAGUGCAACAGGAGCAGCAGGACAAUGGGUGUCUACUCAUUCUCUGACCCAUUUCCACUUGGGCAUGGACUGAAGAGUGGGCUGGGUGUCCACUUCUUGUUAUUCACCGUCUUUGACUGGUUUUGUAAAAAAAGAAACAAAAAAAAUCUUUAUUUGGGAGUUACUCCCCUUUGCCUAAGUCUUUGUACUUGUUUAUCCAGAGGGAUUUGCAUCUGAGUUGCAGAUAAAAGGUUGAGAAUCCUUUUCCUUUGCUUUACUGGUUUACUGUUGUUAAUGAAGAGGCACUUACAGCGGAAUAUUUUGUAAAGUUAUUUAGAAUACACUCUAAAGUUUUAUUUUAUACACAAACUGUUUUUCCAAUCUCAGUGGUGUUCUUUUGCUCAUGCGCUUUUGUUUUCUUUCUUUACCUUUGCAGUCGGGCGAGUAUAUGGUCACUGUUUGGUUGUUAAAUUGGCACUUGUAUAUGGGCAAAUAUAUUUUGAAAAUUGAAUAAAAAAAAUAUGGGUAUUGCUUAUUAAAAAACGCUAAUGCUGCGUCACAGUAUUCUGCCAUGAUUAUUACCUGAAACUCUUACAUAAUGGCAUACAUCAGAGAAUAAUAUGCAUAUAAUAUAUUUGAAUCAUUUAUUCAUAGAUUAGAGCUGUUAAACUGAACAUUGUCAUCAUGCACAAAUGAGGCUUCACGAUUUCACGAUAUGUUUAAAAAGGAAGAUUCUGUUCAGACUUCACAUUGUAAACACCAUUAACAUUUGAAAGAAGACUGAAACUUGAACAAACUUAUAAACAAAUACAAGAAUACAAUGUAUUUUAUGUUUGUAGAAGUUUGAUAAAAAAAAAAAAAAAAAAAUCAUUUCUUUGCAGAAGACAUAAGAUGCAAUUAUUUAGAUAUUGUGAUUUUAGAAUUGCUUCAACUCAAAUUGCAAAAUCGUGCAGCCCAACAAACAAAAAAUGUGCCCACUACAACAGGCGUGCAUCACAGAGGUUGCUAUAAAAUGACACAAAUAAAGAGGUAUGUCUGGGCAAAUUGCAGUCACUUAAAGGAACUGUAUGUACAAUUUUUUUUUAUUUUUUAAUAACUGCAGACACAGGUCAUGUUUAUGAGGUAGACAUUUUCAAAUCAAAUAUAGUUUUUACUGAUGACAAUUACGGAAACAGUGGACAUGACUGCGAAGUUUAUGAUAAAAUUUGGUAUUUUGGUUGUCAAAACGAUUAUCCAUUUCAUUUAAAUCUUUAAGGACUCAAAACUGCCUGAGGACAAAAAGGCACGGGCAACCUGCUUGUUCAACUGAAUGUAGUACCUUAAGAGUGCAGACUACACACAGUUCCUUUUAAUGGAAGAUCUUUGACUCAAAAGUAAUGACAUUUUUUCCAACUUGUACCCUCUCUGUGAGAUCUGCAUAAUGUGUGUUGUAUUUGUAGUAAUAGCAUCAGUCAUAACUUAGCCCAUGUACACUCAUUUAUCAUGCAUAUAAAAGGUUGGAAAGCAAUAACUAAAGGAAAGAAAUAAAAAGGACCUAUAGAUUAAUGCAUGCAACAGGUUUUAUUUAGAUUCUACUGGCCUAUUCAUUUACUGAGAAGAAAGCUCUGCGGAAAACACUGCCAACUCAAAUAUCUUUUUAUAAAGUUCAAUAAAUGUUUACCCCCUCUGCUG
Molecule: messenger RNA, 3480 nt
Organism: Boleophthalmus pectinirostris (great blue-spotted mudskipper)
Lineage: Eukaryota; Metazoa; Chordata; Actinopteri; Gobiiformes; Gobiidae
Gene: pdcd4a
Product: programmed cell death 4a
Exons: 11
Coding region: 423-1832 (469 amino acids)
Biological process (GO): negative regulation of DNA-templated transcription
Cellular component (GO): cytosol; nucleus
Source: RefSeq, a predicted model, not a curated record